Messenger RNA from Magnolia sinica, 1972 nucleotides. Its product is annotated as protein ZINC INDUCED FACILITATOR 1-like. The coding region runs from base 238 to 1698 and encodes 486 amino acids. NCBI's taxonomy places the organism in Eukaryota, Viridiplantae, Streptophyta, Magnoliopsida, Magnoliales, Magnoliaceae. The transcript has 17 exons. Gene Ontology annotation, molecular function: transmembrane transporter activity. The record is from RefSeq and is a predicted model, not a curated record. Gene Ontology annotation, biological process: transmembrane transport.
CAUAUAUAUAGCUUUCGUCAACGGUCAGAUUGAGAUGUUUGGUUGUGUUUUCCAAAUGGAUUUGAAUUUUGAUUAGCUCUGCUCAAGUGGCUACAUUAGACAGAGAUCCCUACCUUUCUUUUUCAUGAUUUUAGAAAAGAUUUUUUGCUCUUAUUCUACUAAGAAAAGCAUUGCAAAGGUUUAAAAACAAAAGGGGGGUAUUGGGUUUUAGUCCAAUUCCUGUUUGACAUCAUUUCAAUGGCGGAGAUGGAAGUACCGCUGUUGGAGAAAGUGUACUAUGAGAAUUGCCCUGGUUGUAAGCAAGAUCAGAUCAAUGAAGAACGGCGAGGAAUCCCUUUUAAGGAAUUCUUGUAUAUUUGGAUCGUGAUACUUUGCACUGGUUUGCCAAUUGCAUCUCUAUUUCCAUUCCUAUAUUUCAUGAUAAGAGACUUUCAUAUUGCCAAAAGUGAACAAGAUAUCGGCUUUUAUGCAGGUUAUGUAGGAGCCGCUUUUAUGAUCGGGAGAGCUUUAACUUCUGUCUUUUGGGGAAUAAUGGCAGAUCGAUAUGGACGAAAACCUAUUAUAAUUAUUGGCACCGUUUCAGUGGUUGUGUUCAACACUCUCUUUGGCCUAAGUACAAGCUUUUGGAUGGCGAUUUCAAUGAGGUUUCUUCUUGGAUGUUUCAAUGGUCUACUUGGCCCGAUAAGGGCAUAUGCUUCGGAAGUUUGUCGAAAAGAAUAUCAAGCUUUGGCAUUAUCACUUGUUAGUACAGCAUGGGGCAUAGGAUUGAUUAUUGGUCCAGCUCUUGGAGGUUUCUUAGCACAGCCUGCAGAUAAAUAUCCAGGUAUAUUUUCCAAGAAGUCUCUAUUUGGGAGGUUCCCGUAUUUCUUACCCUGCUUUUGCAUAUCGCUUUUUGCAUUAGCCGUCUCCAUUGCUUGUUAUUGGAUUCCAGAAACAUUGCACAAACACCGUGACAAAAUCAAAGAAAGGAGCAACUCAUUUGAUGCUCUAGAAGCUUCCUUAAAUGGUUCUGAUUUGAAAGCAACCAUUGAAGAAACUAAAGGAAGAGAAUCAAUUUCAAAUGGAAGCCUUCUGAAGAAUUGGCCAUUAAUGUCAUCUAUCAUUGUAUUUUGUGUUUUCUCUCUUCAUGAUAUGGCUUACACAGAGAUAUUUUCACUAUGGGCAGUAAGUGAUAGAAAUUAUGGAGGUCUGAGCUUUUCAUCAGAGGAUGUUGGUGAAGUGCUUGCAAUAUCAGGCUUUUGUCUUUUGAUAUUUCAACUUUUUCUAUAUCCGCCCGUUGAGAAGAUUCUUGGACCUGUCAUGGUAUCCCGCAUUGCGGCGAUUUUGUCAAUACCAUUGCUAUCAAGCUACCCUUUCAUAGCUAUGCUAUCAGGGUUAAGCCUUACAUUGUUAAUUAAUUGUGCAUCUGUAUUGAAGAAUGUUCUCUCUGUGACCAUUAUGACUGGAUUGUUACUUUUGCAAAACAAUGCUGUGCCCCAACAACAAAGAGGAGCUGCAAAUGGCAUUUCUAUGACUGCAGUGUCCAUUUUCAAGGCAAUGGGUCCUGCAGGAGGAGGUGCCUUGUUUGCGUGGGCACAAAGGCGUCAAAAUGCCUCCUUCCUACCAGGUGAUCAGAUGGUCUUCUUUAUGUUAAACGUGGUCGAGUUCAUUGGAGUGAUCUUGACCUUCAAACCUUUUUUAACUACACCCAACGCUUAGUCUGCAGGACAAGAACAAAGUGAGAUUAAAGGACACGAUUUCUCGUGAUUCUAUAACUGGGGCCAUUUUUUCUCUUGCUCCUUUUAUUUGAUACUCUGGCAGAGUGUGAUUGAUGAUAUGCAGGCACCACUUCUUGGGCUGUACCUUAAUUUUUCCGUAGUGUUUAUUUACUAUCCAAUCUAUUGAUAAGGUCAAAUAAUCCUGGAUGAAGGGAAAAAAUAAAUAUCAGCUUGAUCCAAAACUUUCGUGGCCCAUUAAUAGUCAAUCACCACUG